Molecule: messenger RNA, 1581 nt
Organism: Drechmeria coniospora
Lineage: Eukaryota; Fungi; Ascomycota; Sordariomycetes; Hypocreales; Ophiocordycipitaceae
Product: glutamate decarboxylase
Exons: 1
Coding region: 1-1581 (526 amino acids)
Biological process (GO): carboxylic acid metabolic process
Cellular component (GO): cytoplasm
Molecular function (GO): pyridoxal phosphate binding; carboxy-lyase activity
Source: RefSeq, a predicted model, not a curated record
AUGCCCGCCUCCGACCACGAGCACGAAGAUGAGAUCCGUAACGGUCACAGCAACGGACGAUACAAAGCAAAGUCCGGCUUGCAUCGUGCCGAAGAGACCGAGGAUCUCAUCGAGGCGAUAAAAUCACUCAUAGUACCCUACAUCCGCGAGGCGGACGAGGCGGCGGCGGCCAAAGCAUCGGGUCGCGCGCAGGUGGAUUCGCACGGGCACGAACGAGGUCGAAACGCCCUCGUCGAACCUCACAAACCGCGGGAGCUGCUGGACCGCCUCCGCUUCUCGCUGCCUCGGGCUGAAGGAGAGGGGAAGGACGGGCUCGUCGACGCCAUCCAGCGCAUCCUCCGGUACAGCGUCAACACCUGGGACCAGGGAUUCCUCGACAAGCUGACGGCCAGCACGAACGCCGUCGGCGUCGUGUCGGAGAUGGUGCUCGCCGUGCUCAACACAAACGUCCACGUCUACCAUGUGUCGCCGGCCCUGACCGUCGUCGAAAAAGUCACGGCGCGGGCCCUGGCGUCGUACUUUGGCUUCGACGGCCCUCACGCCGGCGGCGUCACAUGCCAGGGGGGCAGCGCGUCCAACCUGACGUCGCUCGUCAUCGCCCGAGCCGCGCUCUACCCCGAGACGAAGUUGCUGGGCGCUCAGGGGCACCGCUUUGCCGUCUUCACCAGCGAGCACGGCCACUUCUCGGUCGAAAAGGCUGCCGUAACGUGCGGCAUGGGCGCGGCGAGCGUCGUAUGCGUGCCCGUGGAUGCCGCCGGCCGCAUGGAGCCGCCGGCGCUGCGGUCUCUCAUCCUCGAAGCCCUGGCCCAGGGCAGGACGCCGCUGUACGUCAACGCCACGGCGGGCACGACGGUGCUGGGCGCCUACGAUCCGAUCGGCAAGAUUCGUUCCAUCUGCGACGAGUUCGGGCUCUGGCUGCACGUCGACGGCUCCUGGGGGGGCGCCGUCUGCUUCUCCGAAAGGCACCGGCACAAGCUCGACGGCACCGAGCUGGCCGACUCGCUGACCAUCAACCCGCAGAAGAUGCUCAACGUGCCUAUGACAUGCUCCUUUCUGCUCACAAACGACUUGCGCCGCUUCCACGCCGCGAACUCGCUGCGGGCCGGGUACCUGUUUCACGACGCCGAGGGCGACGACGUGUGGGACCUCGCCGACCUGACGCUUCAGUGCGGACGAAAGGCCGACAGCCUGAAGCUUGCGCUUGCCUGGAUCUACUACGGACCGACGGGCUUCGGCGACGGCAUCGACCACGCGUUCGACAUGGCGUACCACCUGACCGACUUGGUCGUCCGGUCGGCCGACUUUGAGCUCGUAUCGCUCAGCCCGCCAUCGUCACUUCAGGUGUGCUUCUACUACGCGCCCGGGGGUAGCGUCUCGGACGAGGCGGAAGAAAACUCACGGCGCACGAGGGCCAUGGUGGACAAGAUGCUCGGUCGGGGCUUCAUGUUCGACUUUGCGCCCGGGCCGAGGGGCCACUUCUUCCGCGUCGUCGUCAACUGCCAGACGCUCAUCGGGACGGUAAACGGCUUGUUCAAGGGCCUCGAGGAGGCUGGUCACGAGGUCAUGAGUCGUCCGGGGUGA